AUGAGGAUGCAGAGGGGGUGCCCCCCAAGCCCGGUGCUGGAGGACGCGGAGAGCAAGGAGGUGGCCAGGAUCACCUUCGUCUUCGAGACCGUCUGCAGCGUCAGCUGCGAGCUCUACUUCAUGGUGCCCUGCCCGCCCGGCACCUACCUGCGGGGUCACCCCUCCGAUGGGAUCCCCGCCUGCCACCCCUGCGGGCCCGGCACCCACAGCAACCAGCUCCGUUCCCUCUGCUACAACAACUGCAGCUUCUCCCUGGCGCUGCCGGGUCGCAUCCUGCACUACGACUUCUCGGCGCUGGCCGCCGGCACGGCCUUCGCCAGCGGCCCCAGCUUCACUGCCAAGGGCCUCAAGUACUUCCACCACUUCAACAUCAGCCUCUGCGGCCACCAGGGCAGGAAGAUGGCCUCCCGCCCGGCCAACGUGACGGAUGCGCGGCUGGCGGCGGGCGAGGGGGACCCUGCCCGGGUGGUGACGUCCUACGUCUGCCAGUCCAUCCUGGUGCCCCCCGACGUCAUGGGCUACAAGACGGCCGGGCCGGCGGUGGGGGCUGCACCCCGGCCCCCUCCCCGUGGGCUCCGGCCCUUCCCGGCAGCGGUGGGUGCUGCGGAAGGGCGCGCCGGCACAUAA
Molecule: messenger RNA, 627 nt
Organism: Egretta garzetta (little egret)
Lineage: Eukaryota; Metazoa; Chordata; Aves; Pelecaniformes; Ardeidae
Product: endosome/lysosome-associated apoptosis and autophagy regulator 1-like
Exons: 6
Coding region: 1-627 (208 amino acids)
Biological process (GO): autophagosome assembly; positive regulation of vacuole organization
Cellular component (GO): late endosome; lysosome; trans-Golgi network
Source: RefSeq, a predicted model, not a curated record